AUGGAUUUGUUUAUGAUGAAGGCGACUCGUUUAGCCUUUUCUGGUGCCUAUGGAGACACGUUUUCAAUAGACGAUAUUGCACGAGACUUUGAAGUGUACUUUCUCCAACCCAUUUCACUUACUUAUGGAAAGCCAGGAGUUGACUUCGUCGAAUUUCGCAACUACCUCUCCACAAAAGACAAGAUCUCAGUGAUUUACAUAGAAACAUACACCCUUUCAGAACCGUCAGACGAGAAGGCCCUGCUGCAGACUGCAAGGUGCAUCGGACGAACGCUCAGGCAGCAAGAGCCUGCUAAGGUAACCGAUAUCCCAUUUGCAAGAGUAUACUACACCUCUGACCUCUCAGUCACUACAAUGGGACAGACCCCUCUACGAUAUCUUAUGGAUAUGGGCUACCGACCUAUCUUUCAAGUCAUUCGGCGAGGGAUCCGGUUCUCAGACCUAGGGCAGCCAUCCAUAGACUUGUACCGCGAUUUCAUGGUUGAGGUAUCGUAUAUGACCACAAUCAGAUCCAUCUUUAUGGUGCCGUUUGUAUCUACUGAGCUUACCUCUUUGCUGAAUACUUCUCUGGUGGAGACCUUCGAGCUGUCCAACUCUCCCGAAGAAAAGACGCGCCAGGAGCUAGAGGCAGAGAUAGAGAAACGCCUGCAGGAUAAGCAAGAGAAUGGGGCCUUGCCUAAUCUCAGUCUCUACAAAAUCUUAAGCCCCUUGCACAAUAGCUUGGAGGCCUUUGAAAUAAAUGUUUGGACUGUCUGUAAAAUGGACGAGGCAAGCGCUAUGCGUGGAGCAAUUGAGCGGGUCUGUGCGAAGAUUGAAGGCAUCUAUAGCGGGCUUCUCUUUGCAAAUCCCUUGGAGCUGUAA
This is a messenger RNA of Giardia duodenalis, 861 nucleotides long. RefSeq lists its product as uncharacterized. The record is from RefSeq and is a predicted model, not a curated record. Bases 1 to 861 code for a protein of 286 amino acids. Lineage: Eukaryota; Fornicata; Diplomonadida; Hexamitidae. The transcript has a single exon.